AUGCGCGUAUGUUCAACAAGUGAUGUUGAACAGGGUGACAUUCAUACAGUGACAGACUGGACCACCCUCCUCCGUUUCGCGACAGACUUCGAGCUCAUGACAGUCCGCAACCUCGCCAUCAAGAGACUCUCCGCCAUAGCAUCUCCUGUCGACAAACUCGUCGAAGCGGUCCACUCCAACGUCCAGGAAUGGAUCGUUCCGAGCUUUGUCGAGCUUUGUAUGCGGCCGAAGUUCCUUACGUUGGAGGAAGGUCUGAGGCUUGGAGCUCGCGAUUUACAUUUCAUCGCGAGUUCGAGGGAAGAGAUGCAAGGCCGUUAUUCUAUGCCCACCUUGCACGAGCAGGACGUUUUGGGGCUGGUAAGGGAGAAGCUAGGCCUCCUUGCUGACACGAGGCCUCAACCUUCCGAUCAAUAUAGUCAUCCUGUCCUGUAG
Messenger RNA from Stereum hirsutum FP-91666 SS1, 432 nucleotides. RefSeq lists its product as uncharacterized. Lineage: Eukaryota; Fungi; Basidiomycota; Agaricomycetes; Russulales; Stereaceae. The transcript has a single exon. The record is from RefSeq and is a predicted model, not a curated record. Bases 1 to 432 code for a protein of 143 amino acids.